AUUUAAUCAAAAAAGAGAAAAGCAUACGGAUUAUUCUAGAGAAAAUGAAUUAGGCAAUGUUGAAGAGUGAUUGAAGAGAUCUAACUCAUCGUUUUUUCCAAAUCAAAAUUGACGAAAAAGCUAAAACCAGAAACCCUAAAAAUGCGACUCCAUUGUUGCCAUUUUUCCUUAGCAUUCCUCCUCAAAUUUCUCAAUUUCCUUCAAGCAUUUGUUGGUCUUUCAAUUCUUCUCUAUUCCAUAUGGAUGCUCAAUCAAUGGGAUCAUUUCACUCCUCAACCACCUCUUCCUCAUCUUUCCCUUUCUCUUCCUCGCUCCUUUUCCCCUCAAUUCACUUCUGAUAUCAACCUCCCCGCUCCAUGGUUCAUCUAUGCUUUCAUGUGUGUGGGAAUAUUGGUGUGCUGCAUUGCUUUCUUUGGUUGCAUUGCAGCGGAGAUUAUUAAUGGUUGCUGCUUGUGUUUUUACACAGUACUAAUCACAGUACUUGUUCUACUUGAGGCUGCUUUGGUGGCAUUCAUUGCAAUUGAUCGUCAAUGGCAAGAGGAUCUUCCGGUUGAUCCAACCGGUCAACUUGCGAGUAUUCGAUCUUUCAUCGAAGAUAAUCAAGAUAUAUCUAGAUGGGUUGGCAUUGCUGUUCUUGUAGUUCAGGCAUUAUCUCUAUUGGUAGCACUAAUAUUGCGAGCCACAGUUUCUACUCGAAGAGCAGAUUUUGAUGAUGAGGAGGAAUAUGAUGUUAGGGGUAGAAGUCGGGAGCCGCUAUUAAAUCAUCAGUCUGGCCAAACAUCUGGGAUAAGCAAAGGUGAUAUCAGAGGAAACCUCUCUGACGUUUGGAGUUCACGGAUGAGAGAGAAGUACGGAUUGAACAAUGGUGACAAGCACAGUUACGAAGCGUGAGUUACAGGCAAUGAGUGCUACUAGCUGUCAAGCUAUUCAGUGUGGUGUUAAUAUCUGAGUACAUAUGUAAUAUGUAUAUCUUGCUUAAAUGUUUUACUUUGUUAAAUUUACUCUAAAAACACACUUCUUCUUCCUUUGGUUUGUGGUUUGAGCUUUUGUGUGUAACUGUAUAUAAUAAAGCUGAAGAUAUUCAAUGUUAAUUGCCAGCCUCCAACUGUGGUUGUUCUCUGAAGAAAACCUCAGUUCUGCAUAGAUUUUGGAAAGCUUGAUUCGUAUGUUGAAUGUUGUAGUGUGAACAUCAAAAUUUCUAGAGAAUUCAAAUAGUUGGUUAAAUGUUUCUGAAUUGUAAGAAUAUGCGCUGUUGUCAGCACUUGCAUGUGUUUGAUAUCCGUAUAUGUUCUGAGAAAUCUAACUUGGCAGAAUUAAGGAAUCUCAGUUUUGUAUUCUGGGGUGAGGUAUAAUAUGUCUACUGUUACUUUUCUCAAUUCAA
This is a messenger RNA of Medicago truncatula (barrel medic), 1381 nucleotides long. RefSeq names its product tetraspanin-18. Lineage: Eukaryota; Viridiplantae; Streptophyta; Magnoliopsida; Fabales; Fabaceae. Gene Ontology annotation, cellular component: membrane. The transcript is spliced from 6 exons. Bases 142 to 891 code for a protein of 249 amino acids. The record is from RefSeq and is a predicted model, not a curated record.